AGUUGCUACUUGAAGGGUUGUUAGUCUUGGUCAUGAACUGUUAAUUGAGACUGUCGACUGUUAUCUGAGCUUCUGCUGUGCAAUGGGAGGGCCUUUUUCUCUCCAUAACAGGAUAAGACAGUCCAUUUCUCCUUGAGGUGUUGCAGCUGCUUUGCCUUUUCUCCCUCCAUUCUGAUUUUCUCUCUCUUUCAUUUCCUUUCUUAAUCGCUGCGUCCUCCCUGCUCCCUCUCUCCUUCACAUGCCUUUUGUGAACUUUUACUGUCAAUGAUCAGUCCUCCAUGAGACGUGGUACAAGCGAAACUAACUGGAGAGCUCUGUCAGAGAGCCAGCAUCAACACGAUGGGCCAAACAGCCCAGCCAAUGUGCUGCGCUGCAGACUCGGAGGAUACAAUGGAGCUGUUUGUGUCCCACUUCAGUUCCUGCUUUCCUAACCAUUGUGAAGAAGAUGUACAACAGCGGGGUGAUCGUUCUCAUCCAAUAACUUGGAAUUUUACCGAUCUGGACCAGUUAUUCUCAGAGCUGCAGUCGUUCCUGAAGGUUCUGGACACAGAGUGUCUCAGCUGCGUGGCCGAGUCGAAGAAGGAGUCGGUGGCGGAGUUGCUCCAAGAGCUGAACACAAGUCCGUGUGCAGAGCAAACUGGAUCCAUGGCAGCCGAGGAUGCAGAUUACAUGUUCAUGAGUUGUGUUACCCUGGCAGAGAAUCGCUUGGAUAUGCAGCUCCCCACAAGUGCGAGCAAGCUGCGGAACGUUCUGGAGAUCAUCGAAGACACAGAAGAUGUUUCGCCCUGCCCCCAAUUAUUGGAUGAUUUCCAAACCAAAGUGAUGCAGAGUACUCCUCCACCGGCCCCUCACCAAACCAAUGAGGUCCACCCCGAUGACUCCUACGAGGACGCAGAACCACUCAACCCCCUCACGCAGUGCACUGCAGGUGUCUCCAGGGGCCUUGAGCGCUUAAUCAGUUCUCCUUUCCUGCAGUGUUAUAAGUGCAUGAAGGACCAGUAUCCCUUGAUGGAGCUCAGCCUGCAGGGAUCCCGGGUCACGUACAAGUUUAAACGCAGUAAGAAGAUACAGCACGAGCUUAAGAUUACCACAGCGAGUAAUGAGACUCUGGUGCUUGGCCUGCAGAGUCGUGAGCAGACUGAGGACUGGCGGAAGGUCGUUGAAGAGGUGAGCAGUAUGUCUUCCCGAACAUCAUCAUGGAAUUCAUCACAGACGCCAGGGACGGACAGUCAAUGUGUCGCAAGCAAAUCAGCACUGAGGGGCAGUCGAGGUUCCGAACUGGAGAGACCCCCAGGUGAAGUGCUCGCUGACAACCCAGCCACUCGAGACACAGGUUACCUGAAGGUGCUCGUGAACAGCCACUGGCAGACUCUGUGGUGUCACAUUGAGGACCGAGUGCUGUUGAUGUAUAAAGAUGUCGGCGGAGCCGGGAGGCUGCACUACUCCGUGGACCUGCAAGGUUGUGAGGUCAGGAUGCAGGCUGACAGCACCCACAAGUACAGGCUGACUGUCUCACAGCAGCACAAGGAUCUGGCUGUGCUGCAGACUAGCUCGCCAGAGGACAGAGAUCGAUGGCUCAGCCUCCUGCAGGCAGGGUGUGGCAUGAACACAGAACCCGCUCACCUGUACGAAGACACUGUCCUGCCGAGUGGAACUGAUGUAGCUCCAAGGGAUGGAAACCAAGUCAGUGGUUUGCUUCAGCGACGAAUCACCACUCCCAACACGUACAUGGACGACCCAUUCGGCCAAGUGUCCGGUCAGAACGCUCUAGAAGACAGGAGCUCGGGAGCCACUCAACAGACGAGGGUCAACUGGCCAAGCCGUGAAGUGGUGAACAGAGAAGGCGCAACAUUUCAAGACAGGGAACAUUGCAGCAGUACAAACAACAAUAAUCCGGCAAGAUAUAGCACCCUGCCAAGUGUGUUUCGUGAAACCAACUUUUUAAAAUCUUGGAGCGACUUUGAAAUCAAAACAUGCGGAGCUGAAAAGGAGCCUUUCAGAAAUCAAGCGACGCAGACAGACAAGAAGGAUUUCAAAGAGGCAAUGGAUAUCCUGUCUGAGAAAAAGGCGCUGCCAAGGUUGGAAGAGAAGAUCCGUCGUCUCGAGCAGGCUAUGUACAGAGCGAAAGAGAGGGUGAAGUCGGGAUCUGAACUUAACCUGCUGUCCCUGAGCAAGACGUUGAAACGGGCAUCCUGUGGCCAGUCUCUGGCUCUGUUUUCCUCAAACUCAGAAGCAGCGAGUCCUGAGGGUCCGAUAGUCAGCCCAAUCUUAAGACGCACAGCCUCAGCCAAAAGCACUCUGAGAAGGACACCGUCCAUCACGGUGGUUGAAAAGGGCCGAGUCCUGCAGAAAACAAAGGAAUGGGAAAUGAAGUCUUCAGUCUAAGCAAACGUGUGCAAAAAUGCAAUUAUUUUGCAAAGAACUGUCGUCAUGUGAAUAUGCCGAGUUUGCGGAACUUCGGCAAUGUAAAUAUUGGCGUCAGCAUGUGGAUCAUGCGAAGGAAAACACAAUACUGGAUUCACUUGUCAUCUCUGACACUUAAAGAAACGUAACACCACUAAGGGGCCUGGUUUCCAUUACAGUCUGCGAGCUGUAUCAAGGGUGACUUUGUAAUAAGAUGAAAAAGAAUUGGACUGUGACCUGACUGGGACAGUUGGAUUCCAAAAGCCUACAAUAUCAUCACUUUGAUUCCAGAGCGUCUGUUUCCUUUUAAUGCGAGCUAAUGUUGUCAACGCAAAAUGAUGACAUGUUUAUUUUGGAAAUGAGGACUUUCUAAACCAAAUGUGUGUUUUCCCCCCUCCCAAGUUUCCAAAUUAUAUUUUGGCCCCACCUCCAUCACACCCCCCCCCCCGCCCCAUCUGCCAACCCAGGCCACAGCAGCAACAAGACCACAGCAAUUAAUCACAGAUGUCACCAACCCUCUGGUCAACUUAACAUAACAGGGAGUGACCAAUUGAUCCUUUGUUCAAUGCACAACGUUAAAAACUUUGAAAGGUCCUGAUGCAAAGUGGUGAUGCUGAUUGCAGUGAGCAUAAACGUGCUCUCCAGGCUCGAUCGCCCUUUCAAAGGGCUUCCUCGCUCUGUCCUAGUCUGUCUGGAGUUAACAGAAACAAGGCUGAGAUGCCCCACGAAGGAUAAGUUGGCGAUGGCAAACACUUCCUAGGAUUCUAUGUGGUAACUCACUUAACAAACAGGCAGAGUGCAGAAGUCGAGGGCAUAGGUUAAUGGCGAGAGGGGAAAGAUUUAGAAAGAAUUAAGAGGCAACUGUUUCAUACAGAGGGUGGUACGUGUAUGGAAU
Molecule: messenger RNA, 3298 nt
Organism: Chiloscyllium plagiosum (whitespotted bambooshark)
Lineage: Eukaryota; Metazoa; Chordata; Chondrichthyes; Orectolobiformes; Hemiscylliidae
Source: RefSeq, a predicted model, not a curated record